UUGGUCUUUGUCCAUGGCCUUAAUGGCCAUCCGGAGCGCACUUGGACUGAUCAAGAUACGCGAUUCUUCUGGCCUCGGGAUAUCCAUAGAGAGAUAGAUGGGAUCCGGGUCGUGACUUUUGGGUACCCAGCAGGGGUCGAGUGGUCAUUGUCAAGGAACCUUAUGGGAAUCCAUGACCACGCCGUUGAUCUUUUGACAUUGCUGCGAAAUGAGCGUGACUCGACAUCUUCUACAACGCCUCUUAUCUUUGUUUGCCAUAGCCUAGGUGGUCUCAUCGUUAAAGAGGCUCUAAUUUCGGCACAAAAUGACGAGAAUUUUGCAUCUAUCUAUAACUGCACAAGGGCACUCCUUUUCUUCGGGACCCCUCAUCGAGGAGCU
Molecule: messenger RNA, 378 nt
Organism: Hyaloscypha bicolor E
Lineage: Eukaryota; Fungi; Ascomycota; Leotiomycetes; Helotiales; Hyaloscyphaceae
Exons: 3
Source: RefSeq, a predicted model, not a curated record